AAUGGUUCUCAUAAUAUCCUGUUGUGGGGACUGACGUGUAAGGCUUAUGUGAGAAUUCAACUGUUUUCUGCCACUUUGGGGUUUCUGUGCAGUGACUGUGAAGGCAUCUGUAAUUCCAUGCUGCAAGUGAGUUCUCAGCAAGGCAGUGAUGGAUCUUUGUGACCCUGAGGAGCAGUUCCUGCAGUGUGCCAGGAGUGGAGACAUUUCAGGGAUUCUGAGGUUACUACUGGCCAAAAUAAAGGAGGGAAUUGUUCUUAACAUCAACUGCAGAGGUAAAAACAAGGCGAAUUUGGGAUGGACAGCUCUUCAUCUGGCCUCCUACUUUGGACACAGGGAAGUGGUGGAGGAGCUGCUCAAGGCGGGAGCUGAUGUGAAUCUGGCCAAUGAAGAGGGAGACACCGCUCUGCACAAGGCUGCACUCACUGAGAGAAAGGAAAUUGUGUUGCUGCUUUUGCGAUACGACUCACGGCCGUCUGCCAUCAAUGGAACAGGCCGAAUCCCCAGAGACUGUACACGAGACGACGAGAUAAUAACAAUGUUAGAUGCCGCGGAGAGGAGAGAGCAGCGGAGAGCCGAGGAGAAGCUCCUGAGCGCAGCCAGAGAGGGGGACGCCCUGGCCGUGGCCCAGCUGCUUGCCAGAAAGCCGUCCCUAGACAUACACUGCAAAGAUGUGCUGGGAAACACCCCCUUACACUGCGCUGUCUACAGAGGCCAGGAACGCUGCGUUCUCCAACUGCUCAGGAGCGGAGCGUCUCCCAGCAUCAGGAACCGGAACGACAAGUCUGUAUUUGACUUGGCAAACAGUACUGAGAUGAAGAAAAUACUGGAAGGAAAUCCUGAGAAGGGUCUGGGUCAGACUGUUCAGAUGUUUGAGGGAUCUCUUUGGAAGAGGUCCCGGUUUAGAGGCUGGCGGUCACACUGGGUGGUGCUUAUGGAAGGAUCUCUGUCCUGGUAUCCUAAACGGUCAGACUCCGCCGCUGACAUCCACAGGCAGGGCUGCAAAAACCUUACAGAGGCUCAAUGCAUGGUAAAAGCUUGGGACAGCUGCUGCUUUACCCUUGCAUGCUUUGAUGGCAGUGUCCAUCAUUUUAAAGUGUCCCCAAGAAAUGAUCCGGGAACUACAAGAAAGAAAUGGCUGGAAGCCCUGGAGGAACACUCCACCUACAGCACACAGUACUGCUCCCAGGACCCUGGCAGAGUGGAGGGAGAGGGGCAGGAACAGGAUGUGAUGUCAUUGAGUCAUCUGACAGACAGUUUGCAGAUCGCUGAAGCCAGUCAGCAGAAGCUGGAGACCCAGGUGUCCACCCUGCUCUCCAUGGCAAAGAACAGCGAGGCAGAGAGUCUGUCUGCUCCCAUUCUCCUCAAAGUGAAGGAGGUGAGGGAGCUCUCUGGUGAGACCUGCGCCUCCCUGCGGUCCUGCCUGGAACUCCUCUCGCAACAUGAGGAGGUGUGGAGCCUGAAACUAGAACAGGAAGUAGAAAAAAACAAGAUCCUGUCCGAGGCCCUGCAGACCCUCGCCACUGAGCACCACAGCCUCAAGCAGUCCCUCUCCAGGACCAGGUCCCUGCCCCAGGGCACGUUCCCUGAAUACGAGUUUUACGACGCUUAUUCUGACUCAGACUCGGAGCACUCCUUGAGCGGCUUCCUGUCCGUCACCGGCCACUCGCUGGAAGAAGAGAGCGUCUGGCACAACGGAGGCAACCCCGGCGACCCCACCGCCAUGUCCGAGGGUAACCACGGCAACGAGAAGUCCCAGUGCAACGGGACGAAGAAGCGCAGGACAUGCUUACCGGCCCCCAUGUUUUCCCGGAAUGACUUCAGCAUCUGGAGCAUUCUGAAGAAGUGCAUUGGCAUGGAGCUCUCCAAGAUCGCCAUGCCGGUUGUCUUCAACGAGCCGCUAAGCUUCCUGCAGCGGCUGACUGAGUAUAUGGAGCACACGUACCUGAUCCACCAGGCCAACAGCUCCUCAGACUCCGCGGAGAGGAUGAAGUGUGUGGCAGCCUUCGCCGUCUCUGCCGUGGCCUCGCAGUGGGAACGCACUGGGAAGCCCUUCAACCCGCUACUGGGAGAGACCUAUGAGCUGGUCAGGGAGGACCUGGGUUUCAGGCUGAUGUCGGAACAGGUCAGCCACCACCCGCCUGUCAGCGCCUUCCAAGCGGAGGGCCUGAAUAAGGACUUUGUGUUCCACGGGUCCAUCUACCCCAAGCUCAAGUUCUGGGGGAAGAGCGUGGAGGCGGAGCCUAAAGGAAUCAUCACCCUGGAGCUGCCCAAGCACAAUGAAGCCUACACAUGGACAAAUCCUAUCUGCUGCGUGCACAACAUCAUCGUGGGUCAGCUGUGGAUCGAGCAAUACGGAAACGUGGAAGUAAUCAACCACAAAACUGGAGAAAGAUGUUGCCUGACUUUCAAACCUUGUGGCCUUUUUGGGAAGGAACUGCACAAAGUGGAAGGCUACAUACUUGAUAAAAGUAAAAAGAAGCUCUGCGCCCUUUAUGGGAAGUGGACAGAGUGUCUGUACACCGUGGACCCGGCCAGCUUUGACGCUCACAAGAAGACGGACAGGAAGAACCCAGAGGAGAAGAAGAGUACCAAACCAGCCGCCCCAGACGAGGAGGCAGAGGACAUGCCCCCUCCAGAGGCGGAGACGGUCCAGGUGAUCCCGGGCAGUGAGCUCCUCUGGAGGAUAGCACCCCGCCCGGAGAACUACGCAGAGAUGUACGCCUUCUCCACGUUCGCCAUGCAGCUGAAUGAGCUGGACGAGGAGAUGGAAGGAGUUAUUCCCAAAACAGACUGCCGGCUAAGGCCGGACAUCCGUGCAAUGGAGAAUGGCGAUAUAGACCUGGCAAGCGAGGAGAAGAAGAGGUUAGAGGAAAAGCAGAGAGCUUCACGGAAGAACCGCUCCAAAUCUGAUGAGGACUGGAAGACCAGAAAUCCUGCUCCCUGCUGCAGAUGGUUUAACCAGGGACCCAACCCUCACAAUGGCUCCCAGGACUGGCUCUAUACCGGAGGGUACUGGGACCGGAAUUACUCCACCCUGCCGGACAUCUAUUAACGCACAAGGGGACACACCCACACAAGUCCGUGGGCAUCCACCUAAACAAAUAUUUUAAACUCCUUUUUAAAAACCAUGGUGUAGCUUUGCUCCCCAUUUGGGCUGACCAAAUGAGGUAUGAGUCCAGGAUACAGUUAGCUGUGUUAUUAAAUUACAUGUAUGUGUAUAGGCUGUUAUCCUAGCAGGCAGAAUUAUCCAGGACGUAGCUCUGUUAGCAUUAGCAUCCUUAUUCUGCUAGUCUCUUUAUACUGCUGACUGUUCAUAUGACCGCAUAUAUUUAUAUGCAACAGCAAGGUCCCUCUCAGGAUUUGACUUGGCAACCUUCCGGUUACAAAGUCACUUUAAUUUGGAUCAUUACGACAUGGAACACAGCAGUGACAGUAGCCUAUUUUAGAAAGCAACCAUUAAAGCAAGCUACACCAUGCUAAAGGGCAUUGUUCCAACUUAUAGCACCAGAAAAAUUGUGGACAUUUGAUUCUUCACUCCUCUGUACUUGAUGGAAGAAUUCACACCUGGUUAACAGGAAGUUAAGGUUUGAGAGUUGAAUGUGACGUUGUGUUUCUUCCACUAAAGUCUUGCUUCAGGAAUGAAGAAGCCAUUUAUAUGACCUCUGACAAAACUAUUUAUGAGAAUGUACAGCUGUUUUGUGUAAAAAAAAAUAGACUACUUUAGUUUGUUAGUAGUAGUAGUAAACUGAGUCAUAUAAUACAGUGCUGCCCUGUCAUAGUGCAGUCCAAAACAACUUCAGGAAUUACACAACCUUUAUUCCUUAAGGGACAGGUGCAGGAUGUUUUCUGUGAGCAGAGUUUC
Messenger RNA from Conger conger (European conger), 3862 nucleotides. RefSeq names its product oxysterol-binding protein-related protein 1-like. The transcript has 29 exons. The coding region runs from base 149 to 3052 and encodes 967 amino acids. Gene Ontology annotation, cellular component: membrane; intracellular membrane-bounded organelle; cytosol. The record is from RefSeq and is a predicted model, not a curated record. Gene Ontology annotation, molecular function: protein binding; cholesterol binding. NCBI's taxonomy places the organism in Eukaryota, Metazoa, Chordata, Actinopteri, Anguilliformes, Congridae.